Molecule: messenger RNA, 3177 nt
Organism: Oldenlandia corymbosa var. corymbosa
Lineage: Eukaryota; Viridiplantae; Streptophyta; Magnoliopsida; Gentianales; Rubiaceae
Source: the annotation of a GenBank genome assembly
AUGGAGUCAAGCUUAGCUACGUGUUUUCUGAGCCAAGGAUGCUGUUACGGAGAAGGGCUCAAUUGUAAGCUUGGGACUCUACGCUUCUAUCCCUCUCGUGCGCAUCGUUUCCUUCCGGCUUCUUGCAAAAUGCGCCACCGCAGUUCCCAAAAUAAGAGAUACCAAACCAAAAAAAUGUAUCGUCCUGCAAGAGCUAAUUUACCUGCAACUGGUGAUGACAGUUCUGGCCCAGCCAAAAUUGUCAAUAACAGCAUCCGAAGCUUAAAAAACUCGUCAGAUGGCCGUGAUAAAAUAGUACGAUCAGAGAAAAGAGAAAAAUCUUCCAAGAAUAAUGAUACAAGCAUGAAAGAUGAUGUAGAUGAAUUUGAUGCAUUAGCAGAAGCUGAAUCAAGAGGAAAGCUUUCUGAUAAUAGCUUCACAAAUUUGAACAGUUCUCCUCAGAGUGUUGAUUCAACUACAGAAGCGGAGCUUGCAAAUAAUGUAAACAGCUUGAUCUUACCUGUGGAGGAUGCAUUUCCGUUAAUUAUUGCAGAUGCUGAGGAUCAGCUUUCAAGUGUACGUCUUGAAGAUUUAAUUGGGAUGAUUAGAAAUGCACAGAGAAAUAUACAUCUUCUCAAUCAUGCACGAAUUCGAGCUCUUGAUGAUCUUGAAAGAAUUGCUGAUGAGAAAGAGGGUUUGCAGGCAGAGAUCAACAGUUUGGUGAUGAAACUUGCAGAAACUGAUGCACGGCUUAGAGUUGCUUCCCAGCAAAAGGUACAUGUGGAACUUCUGGAAGAUCAGUUGGAAAAACUGCAAAAUGAGCUAUCUAAUAGAGGGAUAUACGGGGGAAAUGUGCUGGGGGAGCACUCCUUGACAUCUUUUUCUGAUGUCGGUGGUGCCAAUGCCUUUAGUGAGGAAUUUAACCUUUUGAAAAUGGAAAAUUCAUCUCUCAAAAAUGAUCUGAAUGCCCUAAAAUCAGAGCUUAGUGGCAUUAAAGGAACAGAGGAACGCGUUCAAAUGCUUGAGAAAGAACGACUGGUUUUGCAGUCUGCUCUGAGUGAAUUGCAGUCUAAACUUGCUGCAUCUGAGGAGGAUGUUGCAAAAUUAUCUACCUUAAAGUCGGAGUGCAAAAGUUUAGAUGAAAAGGUGGAGGAUUUGCAGAAGUUACUUGAUAAGGCAACCAAGCAGGCAGAUCAGGCUAUUUUUGUACUGCAAGAAAACCAAGAACUAAGGAAGAAGGUUGACAAGCUUGAACAAUCUCUUGAAGAGGCAAAUGUCUAUAAGCUAUCAUCCGAAAGGUUGCAGCAUUUUAAUGAUCUAAUGCAUCAAAAGCUAAAAAUUUUGGAGGAGCGCCUUCAAAAAUCUGAUGAAGAAAUACAUGGUUAUGUUCAGUUAUAUCAAGAUUCUGUAAAAGAGUUUCAGGACACCCUUGAUAAUCUGAAGGAAGAAAGUAAAAAGAAAGCUGAAAAUGAGCCUGUUAAUGAUAUGCCUUGGGAGUUUUGGAGUCAGCUAUUGCUCAUGAUUGAUGCGUGGUUACUUGAAAAGAAGAUUUCUACAGAUGAUGGCAGGUUAUUGAGAGAAUUGGUGUGGAAGAGAGAUGGACGCAUUUGCAAUGCGUAUUUAUCGUGUAAGGAAAAGAAGGAAGAUGAAAUGAUAUCUACACUUCUCAGACUACUUUAUUCCCCUGAACGUUCAGGGUUACAUGUGAUUCACAUUGCUGCUGAGAUGGCACCUGUGGCAAAGGUUGGUGGUCUUGGCGAUGUGGUUACUGGUCUUGGCAAAGCUUUGCAGCAGAGGGGUCACCUUGUGGAAGUGAUACUUCCUAAAUAUGAUUGUAUGCAGUAUGAGCUGAUUAAAGAUUUACGGGUGUUAGAUGUGGUAAUUGAGUCCUUCUUUGAUGGCCAGUUAUUUGAGAACAGGAUAUGGACUGGAACUGUGGAAGGUCUUCCAGUGUACUUUAUCGAGCCCCAUCAUCCAGGAAACUUCUUUUGGAGGGGACAAUUCUAUGGGGAACGUGAUGAUUUUAAGAGAUUCUCAUUCUUUAGUAGGGCUGCUCUUGAGUUAAUUCUUCAAGCUGGAAAGAAACCGGAUAUAAUCCACUGCCAUGAUUGGCAAACGGCCUUUGUUGCUCCCCUUUAUUGGGAUCUUUAUGCACCCAAAGGUCUUAACUCAGCUCGCAUAUGUUUCACAUGCCACAAUUUCGAGUACCAAGGAACUGCACCAGCUGGGGAACUGGGAUCAUGUGGGCUUGAUGUUCACCAUCUGAACAGGCCAGAUAGGAUGCAAGAUAACUCUUCACAUGAUAGGGUCAAUCCCAUCAAGGGAGCAAUUGUGUUCUCCAACAUUGUAACUACUGUCUCACCAACCUAUGCUCAAGAGGUGCGGACUGCUGAGGGAGGAAAAGGUCUUCAUUCUACUCUUAACACUUAUGCGCGAAAGUUUGUUGGGGUUCUCAAUGGUAUUGACACUGAUGCAUGGAAUCCAGCAAGUGAUACUUUUUUAAAAGUGCAAUACAGUGCCUUUGAUAUUGAUGGAAAAGCUCAGAAUAAAGAAGCUUUGAAAAGAAAGCUGGGUCUUUCUUCUGCCGAUGUCAGACAGCCUCUGGUCGGCUGCAUAACAAGAUUGGUUCCUCAAAAGGGCGUGCAUCUUAUAAGGCAUGCCCUCUACCGAACACUUGAACUAGGAGGCCAGUUUGUUCUUCUUGGAUCAAGUCCUGUGCCUCAUAUUCAGAGGGAAUUUGAAGAUAUUGCAAACCAGUUCCAGAAUCAUGAACAUGCUCGACUCUUGUUGAAGUACGAUGAAUCUCUUUCUCGUUUAAUUUAUGCUGCAUCUGACAUGUUAAUCAUUCCCUCGAUCUUUGAGCCCUGCGGCCUUACCCAGAUGAUUGCAAUGAGAUAUGGUACUAUUCCGAUCGCAAGGAAAACAGGAGGCUUAAAUGACAGUGUUUUUGAUGUUGACGAUGAUUCUGUACCUGAAGAGUUCAGAAAUGGAUUUACAUUUUUUUCUGCUGAUGAACAGGGAUUCAACAAUGCCUUGGAACGUGCAUUUUCUUACUACAGGAACAAUGGAGAGUUUUGGCAACAACUUGUUGAGAAAGUCAUGAAGAUGGACUUCAGUUGGAACUCAUCUGCUGCCACAUAUGAGGAACUUUAUGAGAAGGCCGUGUCCAGGGCUAGGGCUGCCAAUCGUGCGACGUAA